GUUGCCUAAUAUUUUAGUUUUGGGCACCUAUUUUUUUCAGUUUUACAUUUAUUACCAUCGUAUAAUAAUGAAAGGGUAAAUUACAAGGUUGGUCACAGUAAGUGCUAAAAAGUUCACGUUUGGUCACUAAAAGUAUUUUAUUCCAUUCGUGGUCACUAAAACUGGUUAAACGUUUCACGUUUGGUUACUCUCCGUUAAUCACCGUCAGCCUCAGUUAACACCGUCACCAUAUUGCUGACGUGACACCAUUUUUUUAACCCUCCACGUCAUAAAACCCAACCCGCCACAUCAUACAACCUAACCAAACCCAUAACUUGGUCGUUCCACAUCGACCCACGCAACCACAAAAUCCAAUGUUCAUCCUCAUCCUUCCGCCGCCAAAUCCCUUCCUCCUUCAAUCCUCCAAACAGGUCAAGAUCGAGAUAUUAUCUAAAUCCCUCCCCUACAUCCACCGAUUCGGGGGAACAAUAAUCACCGUCAAGUACGGCAACACCAUCAGGAAAGAACUGAAACUUAAGGUCCUGGUGGUGGAGAAACCAGCGACUGAAUCGCCGACUCCAGUUCUCGAGCAGGAGGUGGACGAGAAGGCCGAUGAAUCGAAGGAGGGGAGGAGCUUGUUGCAGUAGAAGCAAAUUCUACCAAGGAUUGUCCAUUGAGAUUCGAAAAUGGGGAGUUCUCGAGCUCCCAGUCCUGGAAAUAGAUCCGAAAUCCAAAUUCAGAGGUUUUCCUCUCUAUCUUUCUCAUGGUAACAUCUGAAUCCCAUCACCCCCAUCCUUUUGUUCUUGUUCGUCCAUUUAUGAGUUUUGUUUGUGUGAAACAUUGGAUUUGGGAAAUGGGGUUCGUUCUUUCUCAUGGUUGAGAGACGAUGGUCGAUCGCAGGGAAGGUUGAGCGACCACUCUAGGAGGCGCCAGUCAGGAGGAUAAGGAGUAGAACGACUUCAAGGUUGCGAUGGUGGGAAUAGGGGAUGACAGGCGGCGGCGGUGGUGUUGGGGUCAGGUCGGGUUGAUUUGGGUUGGGUUAGUAAUUGAAUUAGGUUGGGUUUUGUAAAGAGUCUGACGUGGCGGGUUAACAAUGAGUGAAUCAGCAUUUCUGUUAACCAUGUCAGCAAAAUACUGACGGUGUUAAAGGAGACUAACGGUGAUUAACGGAGAGUGACCAAAUGUGAAAUGUGUAACCACUUUCAGUGACCACAAAUGAAAUAAAAUACUUUUA
Linum trigynum is the source of this 1213-nucleotide messenger RNA. Lineage: Eukaryota; Viridiplantae; Streptophyta; Magnoliopsida; Malpighiales; Linaceae. The record is from the annotation of a GenBank genome assembly.